Molecule: messenger RNA, 1461 nt
Organism: Symbiodinium necroappetens
Lineage: Eukaryota; Dinophyceae; Suessiales; Symbiodiniaceae
Source: the annotation of a GenBank genome assembly
AUGUGCUGCCAGUCCGGCUCCUUCACAGCUUCCCACAUAGAGAUGUAUGCCCAUGACCUCUCAGAAGCUCAGCCGAGGCCACUGGUGGCACUGCUGAUCGUCGGAAAUGGAAUCAUGAUUGGCUUCCAAACCCAUCCGGACCAUCAAGGCUGGGAAUAUUGGACCCACGUGGAGAUUGCAUUUGUGAGCGUUCUCGUGCUGGAGAUCGCUUUGCGAAUGCACUUCCUGCGCUGUCAGCCUUUCUGGUGCGGGACAGACUGGUUUUGGAACUAUUUCGACAUUGUACUCGCUAUGACUGGGGUGGUGGAUAUCUUGGUGCAGCUGGUGCACGACGAAGACUUCGACAUUUUCGGUACAUCGCUGCUGAGGUUCUGCCGCCUAAUCCGGCUGGUACGCAUCGUGAAGGUCUUCCGCCUGAAGUUUAUGCGGGAUCUGCGUCUCAUGGUCAAGGGCCUUGUUGCAGGUCAUUGGUGGAUUUGCUACGAUGACAAUCGGGAGCGACUCGAGAACACAGGUCGUGUAGCUGUUCGUGUCUGCUUCGGGCAAACUCCUCAGCUUCAGGAUGAAGACUUGAUGAAGUACUUCGAUAAUCUUCCGCAGUGCAUGUUCACCGCCUUCCGGUGCUUCACUGGCGACUGUGUGAACGACAAAGGAGAGUUGUUUGGAUACAAAUUCAUCCUGCCCUAUGUGAUCAGCUACAUGCUCGUUGCAAUGGGCAUAUUCAAUGUCAUUCUGGCUGUCUAUGUCGACAUCACGAUGAAGGCUGCCAAGGAAAACGAAGCAGUGACCGCGGAGCAAUAUGCACGGGAGUCCAUCCGGGUGGCGCGAACCACACGCGAGCUCCUCAAGCGUUUUGCAUCUGCUUACCGCCUCUUCCACGACAUGGAGGACGAGAGCGCGGAAGUUUCCCAUUUGGAGAUUAGCCCAAACAAGACGGUCUUCACGGAUGAAGAUGUGCACGAAGGUAUUGCGAUCACUAAAGAUCUUUUUCUUCUCGUGAUCCAAGACCGCGGCGUGCAGCAGUUGAUGGAUGAGCUGGACCUGCCGCCGGAUCGGGCGAAUCUCUUCGAGAUUAUCGAUGCUGAUGGCAGUGGAACAUUAAGAAUUUCCGAGCUGGUGCAGGGUCUCCUCAAGAUCCGCGGGGAAAUUAGCAAGAGCGAUGCCAUUGCCGCUCUGUUAGCCACCAAAGCUGUGUACUCCAUGUUGGAGGAAAUUCGUGAAGAGACUGGGAAGGGUUUGGACGAUUUGAAAGACCUGACUCUGCGCAGUGUAAGCUUUCUACAUGCGGAACAUUCCAAAGCGGCCUCUGCGGACACAUCUCACUGUCCUAAACUUCGAGAGCUGGCUCCUGACGUGGACUCUGAGCCAUGUUUUCAGCACGAUUCUGGCAAGCCUGACCUGCUUCUCCCGAAGGGUUCCGUUUUUCAGGAAGCAGCUGAUGUUCAGCUGCGAUCUUGCUGA